AUGGCAACAACCACCACUAUCCGCACACUAGGGAAGCGCCUGUGCAGCGGCAGUGGGCGCAAGGCGACAGCGGCAGCCCGGACGCUGGCUGACCUCUCUUAUGGCAUAGACAACAAAACAGCCAUCAUAGCAGCCGGCGGCAUCCCGGCGCUGGUGCGGUGCCUGGGCAGCAAAGACAGCACCGAGGCAUUGCAGCAGGAAGCAGCCGCAGUUCUGUGCAACCUCUCUUCAGGCAGCCCCGACAACAAGGCAGCCAUUGCAGCAGCCGGCGCAAUCCCAGCCCUGGUGCAGCACCUGCGCAGCAGCAGUGAGCAGAUGCAGGAGGUAGCAUCCACUGCGCUGCGGAAUCUGGCCUGUGGCCCCGACCAUAAGCUGGCCAUUGCGGCAGCUGGUGCCAUCCCAGCACUGUUGCACUGCCUGCGCACAAGCAGCAGUCAUUUGCUGGAAGCAGCAGCCGGGGCGCUAGGCAACCUGGCUUACAAAGCACCUGACCACGGCGCAGCCAUUGCGGCGGCAGGCGGGAUCCCGACACUUGUUCGGCAGCUGCGCAGCACCAGCAGCCAUGGUGUGCAGGCAGCAGCAGUCAUCGCGCUUGGAAACCUUUUGACAGCCUACCCUGCACACAAGGCAGCCGUUUCAGCAGCUGGAGGCAUUGCUGCCCUGGUGCAGCCUUUACGUAGCAGCGGCAGCGAGGAGGUGCAAGCUCGAGCAGCUGAUUUGCUCGGCAUGCUGGCCUCUGACAGCGCCGACAACCAGGCUGCCAUUGCAGCAGCAGGCGCCAUCCCAGCCCUGGUGCGGCACCUGCGCAGCAGCAGCAACGCGGUGCAGGAGCAAGCCGCCAGCGCGCUUUGGAGCCUCUCUGAAGGCAGCCCUGACAGCAGUGCAGCCAUUGCAGCAGCUGGCGGCAUCCCUGCUUUGCAGCAGUUGCACCGCAGCAGCCCAAGCGACACGGCACGGGAGGCUGCAGCUGCUGCAUUGCGAGGACUGGCUGACAACGGCCAGGCUGCGGCUGGCGUGCCCUCUCCUGAGAGCGCAGCAGAAGGGAGUGCGGCGACUGCAGGCGACCCAGCAGCAGCACUCACACCCCCGGUGGUUGCCUUAGGUGCAGCAGAGCCUGCUGGCCCCACUGUGGCAGCAACAGCUGUUGCCAGGGUGUGUGCAGCUGAUGGCUGCGCCAACACACGUCGUCUGAAGCUAUGUACCGGGUAA
This is a messenger RNA of Chlorella variabilis, 1209 nucleotides long. RefSeq lists its product as hypothetical. The record is from RefSeq and is a predicted model, not a curated record. Gene Ontology annotation, cellular component: cytoplasm; nucleus. Gene Ontology annotation, molecular function: protein binding. Lineage: Eukaryota; Viridiplantae; Chlorophyta; Trebouxiophyceae; Chlorellales; Chlorellaceae. The transcript has a single exon. Bases 1 to 1209 code for a protein of 402 amino acids.